AUGCUGUGCCUCGGCACGGCCGUCAACGCCGGCUUCGUCUUCUUGCGCGGCUCGGCCGGUGCGGGUCGGUCGCAGCUGGUGCUUCGGCUGGUCGACGAUGCGGUGCGGCGCGGGCUCAUCGAGUUCUACCUGCGGUGGAACAACAUCCCCGAUCAGUACGGCUACAGCCACGAGAUCGCCCACACGGCGCUCGACACCAGCGUGGGCAGCCUGCGGCCAAAGCGGUGUGCCGAGGGCCGCGGCCGCUGCCUGCGAGUCGGCCUGCUGCCGCACGCCGAGUUCCCUCGCCACGGCGACUGGCGCGCCCUCGCGCCGACGGCGCUGGGUACCGGCAGCGGCUCGAUCGGUACGACGAGGCUCGGCGGACUUUCAGAGGUUGGGACGAGGGCGCGCGCCGCAGACCCGCAGCCGCCCUCUCCGGUGUGA
Molecule: messenger RNA, 426 nt
Organism: Emiliania huxleyi CCMP1516
Lineage: Eukaryota; Haptophyta; Isochrysidales; Noelaerhabdaceae
Exons: 5
Coding region: 1-426 (141 amino acids)
Source: RefSeq, a predicted model, not a curated record